This is a messenger RNA of Cryptotermes secundus, 4491 nucleotides long. RefSeq names its product glycerol-3-phosphate dehydrogenase, mitochondrial (gene Gpo1). Gene Ontology annotation, cellular component: mitochondrion; glycerol-3-phosphate dehydrogenase (FAD) complex. The record is from RefSeq and is a predicted model, not a curated record. NCBI's taxonomy places the organism in Eukaryota, Metazoa, Arthropoda, Insecta, Blattodea, Kalotermitidae. Gene Ontology annotation, biological process: glycerol-3-phosphate metabolic process. Gene Ontology annotation, molecular function: calcium ion binding; glycerol-3-phosphate dehydrogenase (quinone) activity.
CUCUAUUCAACGUCAGAGGGCAUUGAAUUAGGUUGUUUAAAAAUAACGUAGCUGAUUUUAAUUCUACCUUGUUGCAUCUUGUUCGAAUAGUGUGUUGCUGCGAGAUGUCUUUGGUCGCUGUCUUUUAAGUAAAAUUGUGAUGGCAAACUGAGAAGUGUGAGACUGUGAGUGAUAACAAGUUUACAAUGCGAGUCAGAUUCAUGUAUGAGAUAGUUACCUAACAACUUAAUUCCCCACAAAAAAAUUCAAUAGAAGGUGUGAAUUAAGACCAAAUGGCAUCACGUCUAAGAAGGCUAGCACUGGGCUCUAUUGCAUUUGGUGCAGGAGCCUGUUUUGCAACAUGGUGUUUGAUGAGAGACGGAAAUCUGAAGUUGGAGCAGGUGCAUGCAGCUACAGCACCAAAGGAAAGGCGUGCCAAAAGGCAGCUUCCAACAAGGGAUGAACAAAUCAAGUCUCUUCAGACAGAGAGUUUUGAUGUUCUUAUUAUUGGAGGUGGUGCUUCUGGCUCUGGCUGUGCACUGGAUGCAGUAACAAGAGGUCUGAAAACUGCCCUAGUAGAGAUGGACGAUUUUGCAUCAGGGACAAGCAGCCGGAGCACCAAACUGAUUCAUGGUGGAGUGCGAUAUCUUCAGAAAGCAAUCAUGAAACUUGAUGUUGACCAGUAUCGUAUGGUAAAGGAGGCUUUGCAUGAACGAGCAAACAUGUUGGCUUCAGCUCCACACCUCAAUCACCCACUGCCAAUCAUGCUGCCAGUUUAUACGUGGUGGCAGAUUCCAUACUAUUGGUUUGGCAUCAAGAUGUAUGAUAUUGUAGCAGGAGCAAAAACCCUCAAAAGCUCAUAUUUUCUGUCAAAGAAAAAUGCCUUGGAAUUAUUCCCUAUGUUGCAAGGGGACAAAUUAUGUGGUGCUAUUGUGUAUUAUGAUGGUCAGAUGGAUGAUGCUCGCAUGUGCCUUUCAGUGGCUUUGACUGCUACACGACAUGGAGCAACAGUAGCCAAUCAUGUCCGUGUUACAAAACUAUUAAAAGAAAAAGAUUCAUCUGGAAAGUCUGUACUCUGUGGUGCAAGUUUACGUGAUGAGAUUACAGGGAAAGAAUGGGAUAUCCGAGCAAAAUGUAUUAUCAAUGCUACUGGGCCUAUGACUGAUACAAUUCGCAAGAUGGACAACCCUUCGGCAAAAGGAAUAUGCUGCCCUAGUUCAGGAGUUCACAUUGUGUUGCCAGGAUACUACAGUCCUGAUCAAAUGGGCCUGCUUGACCCAGAUACAUCAGAUGGGCGUGUAAUUUUCUUCUUGCCUUGGCUGAAACACACCAUUGCCGGCACAACCGAUCUGCCUUGUCAGGUCACACACAACCCAAAACCAACUGAAGAUGAAAUUUUAUUUAUUUUAGAAGAAGUAAAAAACUACUUAAAUCCUGAUGUUGAAGUGUGAUUUAAAACCUCUUCAUGAGAAAUGUCAGACUGAUGGUCUGAGAGUUGAAGGUGCUCAUAACUGGACCCCUACAAUGUACAUUCGCUUAGUACAAGAUGUUGGUCUGGAAUGUGAAGUGGCUCAGCACCUAGCACAGUCAUAUGGAGAUCGAGCUUUCAAUGUAGCAAAACUUGCUUCACUCACUGGAAAGCGUUGGCCUAUCAUUGGCAAGAAAAUACAUCCUGAAUUUCCAUAUAUUGAUGCUGAGAUACGCUAUGCUGUUAAGGAGUAUGCAUGCACUGCUAUUGACGUGAUAGCCAGGAGGCUGCGCUUGGCAUUCCUUAAUGUUCAGGCCGCUCAAGAAGCUCUUCCUGCCAUUGUUGACAUCUUGGCUGAGGAGCUGAAGUGGAGUAAUGAUGCAAAGAAGAAACAUUUUGAAGAUGCAAAAGCUUUUUUGCAACAUGAGAUGGGUCAGCUGGUGAAUAGGACAUCUCGUGAUAAACUUCCAAUCAAUCUGUCAAAGGAUGAGAUCCAGUCAUAUAUCAAAAGAUUCCAGAUCAUUGACAAGGAUCAUAAAGGCUAUGUAUCCAUCACAGAUAUUAGGCGAAGCUUACAGCACACAGGUGAAGAGGUUUCUGGAGAGGAACUGCAUGAAAUUCUGAGAGAGAUUGACACUAACAUGAAUGGACAAGUUGAAUUGGAUGAAUAUUUGCAGAUGAUGUCUGCAAUCAAGUCUGGCCACGUUGCUUACUCACGUUUUGCACGUAUGGCUGAAAUGGAAGAGGAACAUCAUGAAAGAGAACUCUUGAAGAAACAGAUCUCUGUGGAGCGCAGUGGUGGCGGCCUUUAAAUCAAACACAGAUGACUUGUUAGCUCUUCAUAGAUGUUGUUUCUCCCCAUGGAAUGCAAUCCCCUCCCAGAUCAACCAUUUCAUACCCGGUGAGUAUCAGAAUAAUUCCAUAUGGUUUGUUGUAGUUUUUGUGCAGAGGGAGAGUUACAUUUUUAGUUUGCUGGAUGUUUUUGAAGACAGGCAGUAUUUUCAUUUAAAACUGAUAUAUGUAGUAUAAUUUAUCUGUGCCCAAAUGAUAUGAAUGCUCACUUUUCAUAGAUGUGUUACCUGACAAUUGUAUUAUGUAAGAACUGCAACAUUGUGGCUUGAAUUAUUAAGCCAGUAUUUGUUGGUUGCUUCAGGGGAACAAAAUAUGAACUGCAGGCUGAAAUUCCUUUACUGUAGAAAUGAAGUAAAUAGGAUCAGUGUUUCAACACUGUAUAGAAAUGUGUAAUUUUUUUUAUACAGAAAACUUGCAAAAGGAAAGACUUUGAUACAUUGAAUAUAUACCAGCAUACCCAAUAUACUCAGCAGGUUCUUGAGCAUUUUAAAUUUAGAGGAUUCUAGUAGGUUAUGUUAGGGAUAUGGAUGAAGUUCUGGGGGCAAAAUGCUGUCACAAAUCAACAGGUCAGAAAACCUUGAAGCUCUGUAUCAUAUAGAAUAAACAGAGUAUAAUAAUAUUUAUAAGAAUGGAGAUUUCCAUCAUCCAGCAUCUCCUGUAAAACUUAAAAAUUCGAGAAUUUUCAUGGUGCUGCCCUCUAUAACUUCUAGGUGUUAAUUCCUCUUCUUUAAAUUCCACUCAUCUACUUUUAGUAAUGCUGAUGUUUGAAAAAUGUGUUGCAGUCUUGUUGCUUGUUUAUCAGAGCAAAGUCCAAGUAUUGUGAUUUAUAUAAUUUUUGUACAGUUGCAGGGGAGAUUUAGAAAUAAUUAUUCAUCUUAUGAAUGUUGUUAGAGUUUGAUAUUAAAUCCAUUGAGAAUGUUGUAUUAUUUUUAUCCAGUAUGCUCUGUUCGCUGCAGUUCACCAAAGCAGUAUUCCAUAUUAAGUCUAGAUCUUUAAAUUAGUGUCAGAUGUAAAUACAGGCCUAAAUCCCUUGCAAUUCUUUUAAGUUAAAUUGUAAAUAUAAAUCUGGUAUAUGACUUGAAUUGUAAAUUUGUAUCUGUAGGGGGCAUUAAUUAGAAUGUUUGUGAACAUGCAACAUAAUGCAAGAAUUUCACAGUGUAACAAGAACUUUCCUUACCAAUUAGCCUCUUUAAUUCUAUUUCAGAGCUUCAACAAAUUGAAGUUCUGAGCUCUUAUUUAUUGUCACUAGGGCACUACACAAAAUAUUAUUUAUACUUUGACACUUUUUUAUUUAUUUAAUUUAAAUAUGUAAUUUAAACAUUUCAGUAAAGAUCUGUAAUUUAUUGAACAUGUCAUUUGUUGCUUUAAUGAAAUAAAUUGCAAUGUGAAAUACAGAUUUCAGCCAUAUAAAGAUUAGUUAGUAUCUUCUAAGGUGUGAUGCUGUGUAGUCUGGUAGAAGGUUCUAGUGUUUCAGAGGAACUUGCUUCCUCCAUCUUCACAGUGGGAAAGUCCAUACCUCUUCUACCCUGAAAAGGAAGCAGCAAGUUUGGGGUCUUUCCACCAGACUACACAGUGUCACAUCCCAGAAGACAGUAAUUUUCAUAUUCUCGACCAUGAGAAGCUCAAAUUUAUUCUGGUAUAUAAAGGAAGUGUUUAUUGAUCCAUGCAAGCAUAUAUUUUAGGUAAUAGUACACAAAUUAAAUUUUACACUUUCAGAGAAAGUUAUCUUUCAGUAACUUAUUUUAUUUCUAUUUUCUUAAUCUCGUUAAAAUUUAAAUGAUAAAAUGUACCAAAGUUGUAUUGAGUUCUGUACAGUUUCACGUUUUUUCAGAAUUUGUUUCUUAAAAGAUCAUAACAUAUCAUAUACAUGCAUAAAAUUCUGUUUGAAAAUGUUUGUGUUACUUAUAUUCCAGUGUGAAAUAGCAAUAAUAUGAAAGUUCAACAAGAUUACUGGAAGGAACAGGUUUGUUAUAAAAUACCCAUGAAUGUAAACAUGCAAUAAUCAUUCAGUGUUACUUAAACUGUCAGGAAUAUGGAAUGUUCUCGUAUAGUGUUUGUGUAUUUCACAAUAUGUGUUGUGUCACAGAUGUACCUGAUAUUAAAAGACAUGUAACACUAGUUGAAAUAUGUAAACAUUGCUGACGUAAAGUAAUGAAAUAAAAUAAAGUGACAUGUCACAAAUUCAUAAAUAA